AUGCACUCACGUGUUGCUGCAGUGAAGGCACCCCGCACACACAACCGUCGCUGCGUGACCGGAUCCAGCGGAAGGAGGAGGGAAGGAAGAGAGAGUGAGCCGCAGAGGCCCCACAUGUCCCGGCAUCACUUCUGUUCCGCGGUGCUGCUUCUCCUUGUCAUGAUGAUGUGCUGCGGCACUGGAGGGGCUGCAUCCAGUGGGGUGACGGCGCCAGCACAGAUACCUCCACCAAAGACAUAUUUUGAUUGGAGAGAUGUGAAAUUUGAAGAAACGGUGAGUUCGCUCCGUGUUCCGAGUCUUGUUGAGAUGAAUGGUGUUGUGUUUGCCGUUGCCGAGGCGCAUUGCACGGGAAAAAAAGAUACUGGUGAAGGCAGUUUUACUGGGAUUGCCUCGGAACUCCUGGAGUGGAAUGGUGAACAAAAAAAAGAGGAGUUGGAUAAAACUAAACUGAAGACACAAGUACUGGAUAAAUGUCCUUUUGAAGGUGGCAAUUGCCCCUCCCAAAACGCUGCUGAAGAACGUGUUUCCCAAAGCGAAACGAAAGUACAUGUGAGCCGACCAACAACAGUUGUGGAGGGAAGUGAUAUUUACAUGCUUGCUGGGAAAUACAGCAAUAAAGGUGCCUCUGAUGAUCAGGCAGGUGACUGGGGACUUUUGCUGGUGAGUGGGAACGUCAGUACUGUUGACAGUAAAAAACGAAUUUAUUGGAAUGAUACUUACGGUCUCCCGUGCGCCUUUUUUGAAAAACAACACGAAUCCUUAACGCAGCUGACUAACGGCGGUGGAUCGGGUAUUAAGAUGAAUGACGGCACGCUUGUGUUCCCUGUGGAAGCCACGAAAAAGGCAAAUAAUAUGGAGGAGGAAGUAAAGACAACGACCGUUUCGCUGAUCAUAUACUCCUCAGACAUUGCGAGUUGGACGCUGUCGAAGGGGAUGUCUGGCGAUGGCUGCAGUGUUCCCUCCGUCGUGGAGUGGAAGGGAAAACUCAUGAUGAUGACUGCGUGUGAUGAUGGCCGCCGCAGGGUGUACGAGUCCGCUGACAAGGGGGAAUCGUGGACGGAGGCACUCGGGACACUCUCGCGCGUGUGGGGCAACAAACACAAGGGACCUGCGAAGGGCGUUACAAGCGGGUUCAUCACAGCGACGAUUGACGGUGUUGAUAGUGAUAAGAGGAAUGUGAUGCUCGUCACUCUGCCGGUGUAUUCCGAGAAGGACGGCAAGAAAAAGGGUAAACUCCAUCUUUGGCUGACGGACAAUACGCACAUUGUUGAUAUUGGGCCGGUAUCCGGGAAGGAAGAGGACGCUGCCGCCAGCUCCCUGUUGUACAAAAGUGGGAAUAAUAAUAAUAAGUUGAUUGCACUGUACGAGAAGAAGAAGGAGGGCGAUGAGGAUACAGCAUCACUCGGUAUGGUCUCUGCGCUUCUGACUGAGCAGCUGCAACGGGUGAAGGAGGUGCUGACGACGUGGAAGAAAGUGGACGAACGCGUCUCCAAGCUGUGUCCCACUGAGAGUGUUGGGAGGGAUACCUCAACUGGCACUACCUGCACUACUGAUGUUAAGAUCACGGAUGGGCUGGUUGGCUUUUUGUCCGGCGACUUCUCUGACGACACAUGGAGGGACGAGUACCUCGGAGUGAACGCUACAGUAGCGAAGAAAGAAGGGGCUGCAAAAGCGGAAGAUGGUGUGAAUUUCCAGGGAGCGUGGGCGGAGUGGCCCGUUGGCAAGCAGGGGCAGACUGUGCCGUACUACUUUGCGAACUACAAAUUCACUCUUGUGGCGACGGUGUCCAUCGACGGUGAGCCAAAGGAGGGUACUAUUCCAUUGUUGAGUGUGCGUCUGGACGGAGAAGAGAAACAUAUGGAGUUGUCGUACGACAGCGAAAGCAAGUGGCAUGCACUGUGCGGUGGCGCACCGAUGUCUGAGAAGCUCAGCAGCACUUUGGGGGAAAAGAGAGCAGAUCACGUGGUAAUUUUGCUACGAAACGGCACCCAUGGCUCCGUGUACGUCGAUGGUGAGCGUGUGGGUGAAGUGCCGUGUGCGUUGGGAAAUACAGGUUCGAAAGAGAUCUCACACUUCUACAUUGGAGGGGAUGGAGGCAGCGCAGUGAGCACCGAGAGUCAAGAAGGCGUCUCUGUGACGGUGACGAACGUCCUGCUGUACAACCGUCCGUUGAAUGACGCAGAGAUUACUGCGAUUAACACAAACAAACAUUUUAUUCAAGGGCUGACAGAUCUGAAAAAUGUGGCACGAGAUACUCGUCCACCAGAAGUAGGCACACAAACUACGCUGGCAGCCGUGUCCGAGUCCACUCGUCAUGGGCAACAGCCGUUGAAACAUGAACCAUUGAAGGGAGAUGAAGGUGCGGGCAGUGGUGGUGCAUCCAAUUCUGCAGAGACCACUGUGACGACUUCUUCAGUGGGGAGUCAAUCUGCAGAGCAGUUGCCGUCGGGAGGAUCUCCCGAUGGAAAUAAAAAUGUGAAUGUCGAUUCCUCGUCUAAUGGUAACCCGGCGGUGGGGACAGUGGGUAGAGACACGACGCAGGGAAAUGGAUCACCUCAAACUCCUGUGGGUAAUCCCGACGCUGCAGCUACAAAAGCUCCUAACGCUGAAACCAUGGGGCAAGAUGGACCCACAGUGACACCCGAGGCGGGCGCGAGCUCUGGUGAGAAUGGGGAGCCAACGGAAGAAACAAAUGGGCAGGAGGAAGAGAUCCAUCCACAGGAAAGCGAAUUAAAUACUACGGCACUCAGCAGCAGCCUCGGAAAUUCUUUGCAGGGGAAUAACACCGACGCUGACACUGUGCGUGGGAGCGGACUGCUGCCAUCGCUGCUGCUUCUGGGACUGUGGGGGUUCGCGGCUCUGUGA
Trypanosoma cruzi is the source of this 2865-nucleotide messenger RNA. RefSeq names its product trans-sialidase, putative. The record is from RefSeq and is a predicted model, not a curated record. Gene Ontology annotation, molecular function: exo-alpha-sialidase activity. The coding region runs from base 1 to 2865 and encodes 954 amino acids. NCBI's taxonomy places the organism in Eukaryota, Euglenozoa, Kinetoplastea, Trypanosomatida, Trypanosomatidae. The transcript has a single exon.